Messenger RNA from Cyphellophora europaea CBS 101466, 918 nucleotides. RefSeq lists its product as uncharacterized. The coding region runs from base 1 to 918 and encodes 305 amino acids. The record is from RefSeq and is a predicted model, not a curated record. The transcript has a single exon. Gene Ontology annotation, biological process: DNA repair. NCBI's taxonomy places the organism in Eukaryota, Fungi, Ascomycota, Eurotiomycetes, Chaetothyriales, Cyphellophoraceae. Gene Ontology annotation, molecular function: methylated-DNA-[protein]-cysteine S-methyltransferase activity.
AUGGGCAACAUAGAAGCUUUGAGGGAGGAGUGGAAGACACUUUAUGCUAGCAAGCUCCCAGCGUUCGCACGCGCCAAGAAUUCUGCUCAGCCGAGAUGGCCCGUCACGCUUGACCACUGUUUCGCGCGUAUCAUCCUUGAUAACACGGUCGGUCAGGGCACGCAACAAUGGGACAAAGUAAUACGCAAGCCCGCGGUGAAGCACAUGUCCGAACACCAGCUUAAGGAUGCGAUCGAUCUGGGCAAGAGAAUCGAGUUGGGCGAGAUCAACAUUUGCGACCUUGAUCAAAUCAGCCUGGUGUGUCGUGGGAAGAAUGAGACCAAGUACGAUACAGCUCGGAGUACCAAUUCUGGAAAGACCAAACGCAAGAGCACUGCCAACGACUUUGCCACCAGUGAUGAGACAAAGCUCAAGAAGCCAAGAACGAGUUCACAACAAUCAACACUCUCUUUUGCCACGAGUCCAAGAAAGGGCGAGAAAGCCACAUCGGCAAGUGCUAAGGAAGACAUGGACCCGAAUGUAGACUUCGCUGCGACGCUUGACAAGAUCCGUAACCACUCUUCUCUCACGCCUUAUCGGAAGCGCCUAUACACCGUUUUACUUUCUGUGCCACGAGGCCGGUUCACAACGUAUGCGGCAAUGUCGGACUAUCUUGAAUCAUCGGCGCGCGCCGUAGGCAACGGCAUGAGGAAUAAUCCCUUUGCGCCGGACGUCCCGUGCCAUCGCGUCCUGGCCGCCGAUGGCAGUAUAGGUGGCUUCCACGGCUCAUGGGGACCCGAAGGUAAAUAUGCCAACGACAAGCUCAGGCUGCUGAGAAUCGAAGGCGUGUGCUUCGAUGGCAAGGGUAAGGUAAUUGGCCAGCCUUUCAGAGGGUUUCACGAAUUUCGUGAGCUGAAUGGCGGAGUCAAGUCCACCUGA